CGAUACAAACUUCAAAAUCAAAUGCGAUGAAACAACGCCAUUUCUGAUCGGGGUCGGUGAUUGUAUUGUAUAUUCUAACCCAAAUUGACUUCAUGAUAAGCAAUAUUCGUCUUGAUACUUUCAGAUCUUUAGUCAUGGCGACGUCUGUAUUUACCCCAUACGUUGACAAGGAAAAUGUGACUGCUAUUGGGAUGGUGCCAAGAACAAAGGGUAUUGCAUCUGGAAAGUCCAACAUUAGAGGUGGCAAGAUAUUUCAGAAGAAUACACCACACUCAAUACCAAGAAAAGCCCUGGGCGUUGUGAAUGGGGAUUCGCAGCGGACAACACUUGGUGAUAUCAACAACAAACUUAAGAAACCACAGAGUGCAGCACCCAUAAAGAAACUUUUCUCUGAGACAAGCAGGCCUGGUUCGACAACAAGGAAUGCUGUCAAACAGUCACAGUCUCAAAAGAUUCAGAGCCAUGGUCCAGUUCACAGAGUGAAGACGGAACAAAAAACAGUUCCUGUUGUGAAAGAAGUGAUAGAGAAAGAGUACAUGCCUUCAUACCCAGAUUCAGAUGAUGACUUUGAAGAUGUAGUCCGUAGAUCGGAACGAUCGAGUACAUACUUUGACAAGUUACUGUCAUGGCAGCCAUCGAGAAUGUGCUCCACUGGCAUUUCCUACGACAGCGAUGACGAGCCAUACACAAAAUGUGAAAUACCAGAAACAGAAGCUCCCAUAUUAAACAGUGAAUUUGAAGAAUCGUGUCCAUUUCUGCUUGACGAUCCUUGCAAUCCAUUGGGUGAUAUUGCUCUGCCAUCACUGGAUGAUCUUUACUUGCCGGACAUGAACGAGGAGUUGGCGACCAUGCCAGAGUUUUAGGUCUCCUGGUUUCAAUCCAAGACUGUUAUUCUGCUCGUGAUCACUCAUGCAUUUUGCAUUUUAGUUUUAAUACGCAGCCAGGACUUGCACUAAUUGUAGCCUGCCACGCUCAUGAGUGAGUUUUGAUGAGACAGAGGGUUGUUGAUUCUUCAGUUUACUUGAAUUCGAACACUGGAUGACAAAUGAAACCAACAGUGUUGCAUAGAGACUUUCAGGUGAAUGUUCAUCAAGUGCCUUGUCAUAGUUUUAAUAACAGGUUUUUAAUUUCAAGUGAGAUAGAUUUUUAAUGUGAUGAGACAAGUAUUCCUUUUGGUUGUCUGCUGGUGAGUGCAUUUCAGUUCUGUGGGAUAAAAGGACAGAAUUUCCUGGCAAUUUUGAAUAGAAGACAAGUCUGGUGAAAAUACCCAUGCAUUUCUGUCAAAUUGCUUUGCACUUCAUUACUUUGUAUAGCAUCUUCAACUGUAUAUAUUUUGUAAUUAUUAUAUUUUAUUAAUAAAAUGUCUUUUUUAUGUUA
Molecule: messenger RNA, 1377 nt
Organism: Lineus longissimus
Lineage: Eukaryota; Metazoa; Nemertea; Pilidiophora; Heteronemertea; Lineidae
Exons: 5
Coding region: 93-863 (256 amino acids)
Source: RefSeq, a predicted model, not a curated record